AUGGGCUGGGACACGUACAAUGCAUACGGUCUGGCGUACAACGAGACCACCAUCAGAGACAACGCCGACCGCCUCGUGUCCCUGGGCUUCCGCGACCUAGGGUACGACGUCGUCAUCUUCGACGACGCCAUGACCGAACGCGACCGUUCCGCCAAUGGCUCCCUGGUGGAGAACCAAGAAAAGUUCCCCUCGGGCCUGCACGCCCUCUCGGACGAGCUCCACGCUUUGUCGCUCAAGUACGGCGUCUACAGCUCCGCGGGCCGGUUCACCUGCGGCAGCUACCCGGGUAGUCUGGGGUAUGAGCAGCAGGAUGCCCGCUGGUGGGCCGACCUGGGCGCCGAUUACCUCAAGUAUGACAAUUGCUUCAAUGAGGGCCAGGCGGGGACGCAGAAGCUGAGCUAUGAUCGCUAUGGAGCGAUGGCGAAUGCUUUGAACGCCACGGGGAGGAAUAUCACUUAUAGCUUGUGCAACUGGGGGGACGAUAAGGUCUGGGAAUGGGGUUGCACCAUCUCCAAUUCGGCGAGAAUGAGCGGCGAUAGUAAUUCAUUUGACCAACCAUCCAACGGCUGCCCCUGCGACGCCGACGAGUUCUACUGCCAAAAAUUCCCCGGAUACCAAUGCAGCGUCCUCAACAUCUUAGGGAAGGCAUCAUACAUUGCCGGCCGAUCGGGACCGGGAUUCUGGAUCGAUCUCGACAUGCUCGAAGUGGGCAACGGCGGCAUGACCACAGCCGAGUAUCGCACGCACUUCACCAUGUGGUCCGCCAUCAAGUCCCCGCUCAUCAUGGGCAACAAGCUCUACGACCUGUCUCCGGAAGACUACGCCAUCCUCACCAACCCGGCCGUCAUCGCCCUCAACCAGGACCCCGGCGGCAGCGCCAUCGCCCGCCGCUUCGUGCAGCAGGUCGACACCAAGGAUCGGUGGGGUGUCGGCGAGAUCCAGGUCUGGCAGGGCAGUCUGUGGCAGGGCGACCAGGUCGUCGUGUUCCUCAAUGCCGCGAAUGAGACGCAGGGCUUGGACGUGCCGCUGUGGCGGAUCUUCGGGACGCCGGGUAACGAGCUGUCGCUGAGGAGCUGGGAUAUGUAUGAUCUGUGGGCGGAGAAUGUUACUAUGCUGGCGGAUGUGGCGCGGCAGGUGCUGAAUGGGACGCUAGAGCUGGGGCCCAAGACGCAGGGGUACUAUAAUGCUUCGCGGAUAAGUUGGAGGGAAGGGCUGGCGGCGAAUGAUACGAGGUUGUUGGGAUCGUUUGAGGGGACGGUUGAGGCCGGCGGGACGGUGAGCGCUGAGGUGGGCGCACAUGAUGUCAAGGCGUGGCGGUUUAGGUUGGUGGGGAAGAAUCGGUUGCAGAAGAAGGACGAGCUUUGA
Cyphellophora europaea CBS 101466 is the source of this 1365-nucleotide messenger RNA. RefSeq lists its product as uncharacterized. Gene Ontology annotation, biological process: carbohydrate metabolic process. Gene Ontology annotation, molecular function: alpha-galactosidase activity. The record is from RefSeq and is a predicted model, not a curated record. Lineage: Eukaryota; Fungi; Ascomycota; Eurotiomycetes; Chaetothyriales; Cyphellophoraceae. The coding region runs from base 1 to 1365 and encodes 454 amino acids. The transcript has 5 exons.